UCAGGACAUUAUGGUAGCGGCUUCAGCUCUGGGCUCUAUGCAGGUGGCGUCAGCUCUGGGCUGGGAAGUUCUUUCCUCGCACACAAAGCUGCCGCUCACGCUGCUCUGGGACACUAGUCGAAUAUUUACUGCAUUCAUAAAAAACUUUGGGUCGAUACCCAAGUAGUUCGAAUUCACCACGUUUCAACCUUCUCUUUCAUUGUAAAUAUCAUUUGUUGUUAUUUUUUUGUAAUAAAUGU
This is a messenger RNA of Nezara viridula (southern green stink bug), 239 nucleotides long. NCBI's taxonomy places the organism in Eukaryota, Metazoa, Arthropoda, Insecta, Hemiptera, Pentatomidae. The record is from the annotation of a GenBank genome assembly.